Molecule: messenger RNA, 717 nt
Organism: Triticum dicoccoides
Lineage: Eukaryota; Viridiplantae; Streptophyta; Magnoliopsida; Poales; Poaceae
Product: germin-like protein 8-11
Exons: 2
Molecular function (GO): manganese ion binding
Source: RefSeq, a predicted model, not a curated record
UCACAAACAGGAACACAAGAGAGAGAGAGAGAGAGAGAGAGAGAGAGAACAAAUCAGAUGGCAUCCUCCUCUUACUUCCUUCUCCUCGCCGCUCUUGUUGCGUUGGUCUCAUGGCAGGCCACUGGCUCCGAUCCUAGCCCCCUCCAGGACUUUUGUGUCACCGACAUGAAUUCACCAGUUCGUGUCAAUGGCUUUGUUUGCAAGAACCUGAUGGAAGUUAAUGCGGAUGACUUCUUCAAGGCAGCCAACCUCGACAAGCCUAGGGUGACCAACAAGGUUGGAUCCAACGUCACUUUGAUCAACGUCAUGCAGAUUGCUGGACUCAACACCCUCGGCAUCUCAAUUGCGCGCAUCGACUAUGCUCCCUUGGGUCAGAACCCACCACAUACGCACCCUCGCGCCACUGAGAUCCUCACGGUGCUCGAGGGGACACUAUACGUUGGCUUUGUCACAUCCAACCAGCCCGCCCCAAACAGAAACAAGUUCCUCUCCAAGGUGCUCAACAAAGGUGAUGUGUUUGUCUUCCCCGUGGGGCUCAUUCACUUCCAAUUUAACCCCAACCCCCACAAGCCCGCCGUUGCAAUUGCCGCGCUUAGCAGCCAGAACCCAGGGGCUAUCACAAUUGCCAAUGCGGUGUUUGGGUCAGACCCACAAAUAUCCGAUGAUAUUCUUGCCAAGGCGUUUCAGGUGGAAAAGAAUACAAUUGACUGGCUCCAG